AUGACACUGUUGCCUAGCGAGAACCCUCUGCCGCUCGCCGCCGGCGUCGCGCUGGCGUUUGCGCUGGCGUGGCGGCAUUACUCGCGCACAGUCGCAAAGCAUGUCGCGGCGCUGGAAGCGCUCAGCAAGCGCGUCGAGCAGCUGGCGCCAGAGUUGAGGUCCGAGCCGUCGGACGGCGGCCUGCAGGCUCCGAUCCAGAGAGAGGCGCCUGUCCGCCGGACGCCCAGUGCUUUUUCGCCCACCAUCCUCCCGGCGGAGGGCGGGCGCGUGAGUGCGUCCGAGCAGCAGACGGCUGCGCUGUGCGUGGUCGUCUUUGGCGCCAUCAACAUGGACGUCAAGGCGACUGCCGAGGUGUCGACCUGGCCGGAGCACGACGUGUCCUGCAAAGGGCGCUUCGAGCAGUCUGCGGGCGGCAAGGGCGCCAACGAGGCGGUCGCCCUCGCGCGGCUCGGCGUCCCCGUCUCGCUCGUCGGCCGAGUCGGCGACGACGAGAGCGGCAGCUUCUUGCUCUCCGCGCUGCGGAGCGAGCGCGUCGAUGUGGGUGGGACGCUGCGGCUCGGGAGGACGGGGACGGCGGUGCACAUCGUCACCAAGGACGACUCGCGCAAGUUCAAC
Emiliania huxleyi CCMP1516 is the source of this 615-nucleotide messenger RNA. RefSeq lists its product as hypothetical. The record is from RefSeq and is a predicted model, not a curated record. The annotation marks the transcript as partial. NCBI's taxonomy places the organism in Eukaryota, Haptophyta, Isochrysidales, Noelaerhabdaceae. Gene Ontology annotation, molecular function: kinase activity. The transcript has a single exon.